Molecule: messenger RNA, 4588 nt
Organism: Rhopilema esculentum
Lineage: Eukaryota; Metazoa; Cnidaria; Scyphozoa; Rhizostomeae; Rhizostomatidae
Biological process (GO): protein phosphorylation
Molecular function (GO): ATP binding; protein kinase activity
Source: RefSeq, a predicted model, not a curated record
ACCCCUUCAUUCCAUUUGCAUGUAUUCACCUUGAGGGCCGACAUCAUAAUAGUAACUGUUUUAAUUUGAGAAAAGUUUUGUCAUCUUCAACCUUGUAUACAUAAACAAAUUGGAGCGAAUGUUAAUCAGUGUUAAAUUUCAGAAUCUGUCAAGCUCCCCACGGAUAUGGAGUAAGGUUUGCCAAAGUCAUGCACGCAGUGGUUGACUGUUUGAUGGGCCUACUUUGAUGUGAGAGUUGUUGCCGCUACAAAUCCUGGUUUGACCUUUCUUGUCGCCGGAAAAGCUGCUUAACAUGUCUCAUGCCGACAGUGGUUUCUGAAUUCCAUAUGAAAACAUUAUGAGCAAGAAGGCAGUCGUGUUUUGUUCUUACUAUGGGCUGCGAUAGCAGCCGACUGAGGAAGAAAGAGGAGCCAGAUCGCCCUGAGUAUUUGGAACCGAAGAAAGUGAUAUCAACACAGCCCAAGAAAACACUCAACGGCGGACAAAAACAGAACACGACAAGGGGAAAACCGCCGAAAUACCGAACCAAAAUCGACUCUCGAGUUCUUGCCAAGUACGAUGUAAAAGCUUUGAUUGGCAAAGGCUCAUUUAGCGAUGUUCUUCGCGUUGAAAACAAACUUACAAAACAACCUUAUGCCGUGAAGAUACUGAGGUUAAAAAACCAGCAUAGCAAAGAAGUGUCGCAGUCAGAGCUUCGUGCCUUGACUCGAGUAAGGCAUCCUUAUGUCAUCCAACUUAUGGAAGUAUUUGAAUCUAAAGAGUGUGUAUACCUUGUUAUGGAGCUCGCCACUGGUGGAGAAUUGUACGAGAGGAUAAAAAUGAAAGGUCAUUUGACGGAAAAGGAAUCAAUUCGCAUAUUGCAAAUGGUUUUAGACGGUGUCAUCUACCUUCAUAGUAAGGGUAUUACACAUCGCGAUUUGAAACCUGAAAAUCUACUCUUUUACCACCCUGGUCAAGACUCAAAAAUCUUAAUUACCGACUUCGGUUUUGCUAAAACGGCAACAAGCGCUGAGGACAAAACGUUGUUCACAACAUGGUGUGGCACGCCGGAGUACAUCGCACCGGAAUUGCUGUGCAAGAAACCUUAUACAAACUCAGUGGAUUUAUGGGCGAUCGGCGUAAUUACAUACGUGAUGAUAAGUGGACACCUUCCCUUUGCUGCCGAAACACCGUCGAAAUUGUACCAACAAAUUGUGCGAGCCAAAUACUCCUAUUCAAGAGAGGUCUGGAAGCGCACAUCAGACGGAGCCAAGAACUUCAUAGAUAAACUUCUUCACGUAGAACCUGACAAAAGGCUCAAGGCUGUCGAAGCCCGCAAAGAAGCGUGGGUAAAUAGUGUACCACCUCUAACAAGUCACAAAGGUCAAUCUAGCAAGUACUUGUCAUCUCAAGCUAGCGGUAAGUCAGCAAAGUCCACAUUGUCAUACAAAUCACCAAUUUUCAAGCAAAAAAAAUUCAAUGAGGAGAUUGUACCCUCUGAUGUAGCGAACAAUGAAAAGUCUAGAGUUUCUAUAAGGGAAGAUGAUGCAAAGAUUUCAAGCGAAGAAGCCGACAGGAAGCUUAAAAUUGCGACUCAAGGCGAGAAUAUUGAUAGUAACAACGAUUUUGACAAAGAUGACGGACCAGUGUCAUCGCUUAAUCGCUAUGAAACAGCUCUGCUCUCACCAGCGGCCAAAGAAAAACCAGAGUCGACCGUUGCAUCUAUCCAAGAAGAAUUCCCAUCUGCUGCAGCAACAGAGGAUAGCAAUUCAGUUGCAAGUAGAGCGGAAGCGUGUCCAUGUGACAAUGAAUUGGUACCACACGAGUUUGACGCGGUUUCGCCAAGGGCCCGCACUAACAACCCAGAUGGUUCUCAGGCCGGAUGCUUCCCCAUGAACAGGUUUGCUGAUGACACCACUGUCGUACCUGAUUGGAUUGAAAAGAGGCGAAGCGACAAUUUUUACAGAAACCCUUUAGACUUUAAUUCACGGAGCCAAAGAGGAAUGUCGUGGCGGAACCCACGUAGAGGGGAACUUGACCUCAUGUUUGCGCCAUUGCAGAAGAGUAAGCUAAACUGGUACAUGCAAGAAAAAGCUUCAGUGAUAGAGAAAGUUGGUUUGUGGCUUGAAGAGCAGAAUGGGUACACGAAAGAAGAAAGGCUUUCUAACUCUCAUGGCGAUAUAGACCGAUUAAGCAAAUUGCAGAUUCAAAGUGAGAUGCCUUUGGACAAUCCAUUACUGCAGUAUGCCUCAGUAAGUGCUGCAUCAUCACCUAUCAAACAUUAUAAUGAUUUUAGUAAACAGAAUUUACCCAGCGCUAGGGCAUCUAAAGUGAUGCAUCCGGAACUUACACCUCAAGUUUCAUCAGAGUUGUCUGACGGUUUGCCUGUCAGUGAUACUGCUGUAUUCGAUGCGAGCACAGGGGCAAAGGCGCAAAUCAGGACAAAAAUUAAGCCGGACUUGACUCUCAAGUUGAAAACAGGGCUUAAUGCCCAGUUGAAAGCGGAGCUACAACAAGACGCUGCUGCAAAACUAGAGCCGGUGAAUGGGUUGCUAGAAAAUAGUUUCGCCAGUUUACCACAUGGUAUUGAAUCGUAUAAAAUGCAAAGGGGGCAAUUCAAUGGUAACAUAUUUUAGCCAGGUCUCCUCGUAGUAUAAAUUGGUUUCCCUACUACAUUUCUAAAUAUUUACGUUUGUAAAUGUUCAUAUUAGCAAUGUGUAAGUAUUCUUGGUAUUAAGUUGGAAACAUGUUAGUUUCCUUGAAAGGAAAGGAAAAUCCAGCCCUUGCAGCUAUGUUUUCUAGUGCUGAAACAGUGUAGAUGAUGCUAUAUUUGUGUAGGCAAAUCUUUAAAGAAUGUGUGUUUAUUUGGAAGUCCAAAAAGAGUGAAUUAAUAAUUGGUUUCUGGCAUUUAAAAGUUUAUCAUAACAUUGUCAAGUCAUUCCAUAUUCACAAUCUUAUCAUGUCUACUUGGGCGCGUAUUAUUAGUUUUGGAAAAUCUAAGUUUUGCAAGGGUAAAUUGUUUGGAGGGUCGAGUUGAGUGCGUCCUUCAUUUUCUAUCAAAUCUCACAGUUUUGCAACUGUCAGAUUGUCUUCAUGGGUUAGUCGAAUUUGCAAGACUAUGUAACAUAUUAAGAGGUAUUUGUAUUCAAAUUUAUCGUUAUUUUUAUUUCUCAAGGUAACUAAGUUGUAAUUUAUCUCUUCUGAAAUGUUUUCCGUAUAUUAAGCGAGCGAUUCCAUAAUUUAUUGGGAAGUUCGAAAGACUUUUCAGACGUAUUGAAGGUGGAAGACUAAAUAACUUACUUGGACCUUUAAAAUGCGUUUGCAAUAUCGCUAACCAACAAAACCGACAACUUGUUUAAUAUCGUUAACGCAUUGUGCUAUUUCUUUUCAGUAUAUGAUUGAUGCAGCCGACAAAUUUCUUACUUAUUUUGAAUAAGCUCUGUUGACAACAAGGUAACGAGCGUGCUGGCAAAUCUUUGAUCCCCUUGAAUCGACUUUGAGAUGUAGAUCCAAGAUUUUCGUACCUGUGUAAAAGGUAACCAUAUUUCUUGACAACAGAUGUUAUAUUUCUUGACCUUGCCUCUCUUUAGGGUUUUUUAUCUGCCCCACAGUCUGUGGUGGCAGCUACCCUGCUACAUCCUUUGAAUGUUUGUCCUGCCUUCGUCUGAAUUAGUUCUCUUGUAUAUACAGUUGUAAAUUUAUGUGAAUAAAUUUUCGGGUUUCUAUCGAUUAAAGCUCGAAGACAUUUAAUUAUUACUGUAAAGUCGAUUUAUUUCAAAGAUUUUUAUCAACCAUAAUCUUUCGUGUUUCGUUUUCUAUCACAUAGCUAUGUUAAGAUAAUUAAUUACUCAGGCAAUUAAAGCUUAGAUUUUCAGAUUGGGAUGUUAAACGAGAUUGCCCUGCUAGCAGGAGGAUAUAUGUAGGUUAAUAUAUUUUAUGGGUGAGCAAUUGCACAGAGCAUGUCUAGCUGAUGUAGGUGACCAAAAACCCCAACCCCUCCCCCGCCCCCAUUAUGAAGACAGGCUGCUAUUCAAAAAAGAAGGAUAUUCUCUUCAUCUGAAUGCACCUUGAACUUCAAGGUUUCAGAUUGCGGCUAAUUGUUCGUUUCCUAGGCAGCUGCAAAGUAAACUUGAUAAACACAAUUGAGGUGUCAGAGUUUCCAGUUUUACAGUGCUCGGUGUAAAUUUUCACCAAUCUCACCAAUGCAUUGUAUGAUAUUAUUCUAGUCUUCACGCUAAUUCACGCCUUGGAUUUUCACCUAUGCUCGUUUUGUCGCAUACAUGAAAUCCUCAAUCAGUUUGCUGCGUUUCUGCGUCGCUACAUCUUCUACACUAAUUGAACAAAAUUUAACAGCGCUGUCGAGCGGUGCGUCCUGCAAUUUGCCGAGCGUUAAAGCAGUAUUACGUGAUGUUCUUGGUGCGAAUCAAAUGAAUUAUGCGUAUCACUUAGUCUGAUCGUACGGUCAUUAGCAAUUUGUACUGUCGUUUUAAAAUUUGAUUCUGAAUUUAUUUGUUCAUAGAGAAUUUGAGUGAAUUUAAUGACCGCCGUAAAUUCUAAGGUCAAUUCGUUAUAUGUACAUUAUAAAUGAACUGGCGUCCUGAUUCAUAAA